CUUGAUUGCAUCAAGAGGCUUCUUCAGUCUAAAUGCCCAGCAGACAGCACUGACAACUCUGGGAAAACAGCUUUACAUUAUGCGGCGUCGUGUGGCUGCCUUCAAGUAGUUCAACUUUUGUGUGAGCACAAAUGCCCAAUUAAUGUCAAAGAUUUGGAUGGGAAUAUACCCCUGGUGCUCGCAGUACAAAAUGGCCAUGCUGAGAUAUGUAAACAUCUUCUGGAUCACGGAGCGGACAUCAAUUCCAGGGACAAAAAUGGAAGAACUGCUUUGAUGCUGGCUUGUGAAGGUGGAGGCCUUAACAUUGUGGAAACCUUGAUUAGAAAGGGUGCUGACUUCAGCCUUGUAGAUGCCCUUGGACACGAUGCCCUACAUUACUCAAAGCUCUCUGAGAACGCUGGGAUUCAGAGCCUCCUCCUGUCGAAGAUCUCUCCAGAUGCCGAUACGAAGUCACCAACAAAGCCAAAGCAGUUUAGUGAUUUGUCCUCUCCACGUUCAGCAACCUCAACUCCAAUUGCUGGAAAAGGACAGGCGUUCUUCGCUGAACAAGUAUGCAAGGAAGAGAUCAGCUCCAUUCAGCGAGAUAACAAGGAUAGACUGAGUGACAGCACUACAGGUGCUGAUAGCUUACUGGAUAUAAGUUCUGAAACUGACCAGCAAGAUCUGCUUGUAUUGUUGCAAGCAAAAAUUGCUUCUCUAACACUACACAAUAAGGAGUUACAAGACAAAUUACAGGAAAAAGCACCCAGAGAAACAGAAAUGGAUUCCACCCUAGAUUCCUAUCAUUCCACCCAAACAGAGUUUGAUCAGUCAGUGGACAGACAAAGUCAAACCUCCGCUCAGGAGCUAAAAUCAUCCUCAUUAAAUGCAACACAAACUCAAGAGAAGUCAACAAACAACAAUGAAGUAAAAAUUAAGCAUCUACAAGAAGAUUUAAAGGAUGUACAGAGGAAAUUAGAUAAUUCCGAAGCAAAAAGAAAGUACUUAGAGACCCAACUUCAGUCUAGAAUCCCAGAAACAAUUCAUUUAAACAGCGCAGAUAUUUCAGAAAACAGCUCUGAUCUUAGCCAGAAACUUAAAGAAACCCAAUGCCGGUAUGAAGAAGCUAUGAAAGAGGUCUUGAAUGUACAAAAGCAGAUGAAAUUGGGUCUUGUUGCUUCUGAAAACAAAGAUACUUACUCGGAUGUCCAUGAACUGAAGGUUGCAUGUGAGGAAAUUGAAGUGCUAAAGCAAGAACUCAGGAAAGCAUUAGAGGAAAGUGAAAGGCAUAAAGUGAAAGUGAGAGAGUUACAGGAAAAACUUGAAGAAAGAGAGCAGAACGUUACUAGCAAAAUGUCUGUGGAAGAAUGUGAGGAAAUAAAAAAUUCUUAUUGUUCAAUAAUUGAGAACAUUAACCAAGAGAAAGCUUUGUUGAUUGAGAGAUACAAAGAAGGGCAAGAAGAAAUCAAAAGACUACAAGACAAGUUAAAUCAGAUGCAGUUGGAAUCCAGUGAUGAACCUCGGGAGAUGAAAGAAGCAAGGAUUAGAAUGAUAGAUGACCUACACAGACAAGUUAGUGAGCUGUCUCAGUUGUACAAAGAAGCACAAACAGAGCUUGAAGAUUAUAGGAAGAGGAAAGCAUUAGAGGAUGUAGCUUUGGAAUACAUUUCUAGAGAUGAGCAUGAGAAACUGAUGCGGGUAACAAAUUCAUUGAAAGAUAAAGCUGAAGAUGCAUUAUCUGACAUGAAGUCCCAGUACACACAGGUAUUAAAUGAAGCAGCACAGCUCAAGCAACUGAUAGAUACUCAGAAACAAAACUCUAUACCAGUUGCUGAGCAUCUUGAGGUGGUAACUGCUCUCAGGUGUACGGCAAAGGAAAUGGAGGAAGAAAUAAAUGAACUUAAGGAAGAGCUUAUUAACAAGGAAACUGAGGUAAGAAAUCUGCAGAAGGAAUUGUUGGAAGAAAAAGCUGCAAUUAACGAAGCGAUGGUGCCCAGAGCUUCAUAUGAAAAACUCCAGUCAUCGUUAGAAGGUGAAGUUAAUAUUUUGUCAUCCAAACUAAAGGAUUUAGUGAAAGAGAAAGAGAACGUGUCCUUAGAUGCUGCCCAAUUGAGAAAUGAAGUUUUGCAAUUAAAAGAGGAAAAAGAAGGUGCUCAAACUCUCCUUGAGGCUAAGGAGCAGGAAAUAAAUGGACUUUACCGUAAGUACCAUCAAGCUCAAGAAGAUCUUCUUGACAUGAAAAGAUAUGCAGAAAGCUCAUCAAAGCUAGAAGAAGAUAAAGAUAAAAAGAUCAAUGAGAUGUCCAAGGAAGUUAGCAAGUUAAAAGAAGCAUUGAACAGCCUUUCUCAGCUUUCCUACUCAACCAGUGCACCCAAAAGACAAAGCCAACAGCUGGAGGCAUUACAGCAACAAGUGAAACAGUUACAAAAUCAACUGGCUGAAACAAAGAAACAGCACCAGGAGAUUGUAUCAGUUUACAGGAUGCAUCUUCUCUAUGCUGUGCAGGGUCAAAUGGAUGAAGAUGUCCAGAAAGUGCUUAAACAGAUUUUAACAAUGUGCAAAAGCCAAUCACAAAAAAAGUGAAACAAACUGUUUGUACUGAAUCCUGUCGUGCUGCCAUGGUGUUUAGCUAGGUUCACCUUAACACAAGAUUUAAUAUUGCCAACCUGCUGCUUUUUUUAGUGAGCUGGAUUUGUCUCUGCCAAUCUUCCUGUUCAGUCUAUGUACUAUGACCUAACGCAUCUGCACAUCUUCUCCCUUCCCACAAAGUUUUCAGAGUAAUGUUUUCAUAUACAAAAUGUAAGUAUUUUUCAGAGCUGUUGUUACUUUGGCCACCCCAGAUGUAAAGUGUGGUCCACAGUGUUGUGUUGUGCUUCACGGCUUCCUUCUUCAAUAUGGAGAUGCUUUCAGGGAGGGAAACAGGUCCCAGCAUGCAACACUCCAUCUUGACACAAAUAGUCACACCUCCUGGGUAAAGGUGAAGUUCUCCAUUCUGAGUCCUGCUCCUGGAUAUUGAAAAGGAGGUGGGGUGAUCUAGUCUGCUCAGUGUUUUUGCCCUUAGGCUUCUGACAUCUUGCCAGAUGUGAUCUUUCAUUGGGCAAAGUUCAUUCACCCAUGUAGUAAUGAACAAAAGCAGAUAUUUGUGCGGAAUUUUGCUUAGUAAGCCAGAACAUCAAGCAACUAAAUUUACCUGUAAUUUGUUUUAUGUUUAACCAGAUUAACGUGGAUUAGGAGUUACCAUGCCCAUUGUACACUGAGUGUGUAAAAUCCAUGCUGUACAUCUUUAUAUUCAAUUGCAUUGUCUCAAUAUUGGACACAAUAGUUGAUAACCUAAACAAAACUAAUUUAGAAUGUAAAACCAUAAAUCAGAUGAACCUCAGAAGUUCUGUACAAAAUAACCCUUUUCAGUAGGUCAAGCUGUCUAUGCAAAUAUUCACACUGCUGUUGGCCAUGGAGCUCAGGAAAAAAUAAUACAUAUGCUUCAAAGGAAACAAGGGAUUCUAGUGAAUGCAGGAUGUUUACAGUGAGCGUCAAUGCCUCACAGUUCCUAACCUCACUUUUGUAAAGAUCUGCUCUUCAAUAUAUUUUUAUUGGCCCUCCAAUGAAAUUUUUUUGUAACUAAACCAUUUUGCUACAUGAUGUUUGCAUUAAACUAUAUUAACAAAUAUUUUAGGUAACCAUGUUUAAGGCUCUCUUUUUACCCAAAGUAUUCAGCUAGACUAGAGUAAAGCAUAGUAAAAUAUUCUCAGCUCAGAAAAACUGUAUCAAAUAAUAGAUCUGUCAGCAUAUCCAAGAGCAUUGAAGUGUAAAUGACAAUUCAUCCUGCUGUUUCAUCAAAUGCAGGAAUACAUGAUACAUUUGUGCUGUCAUCUAACAAUAAUUUCUACAAGUUUCUUGGGCAGGAGAGGGCAUCAUUGAAGCCUUUGUCUGUUUUUAAGAAUUAAAAGUAGAAUUGGAAAUGCCUCAUGGUAAAAUGACAGUGUAUAGUAGAGAACUAUGAAAGAAUAUUUCUAAGAACACAGUGCAUUUAAGGGUUAAAACCAUUCUACCUUGCAGUUUGUUAUUGCAUUGGUUUUAUUCCUGUUGAUGGAGAUAUUUCCAGAGCUACAUAAUCUAUGAAGUUUAUAGACUGCUAAUUUGACAGAAUCUAUAGUGCCUCAGGCUUACGGGACACAUAGUGCACUUACAUCAGAUAAUUCCUAACAAUGAGAAAGCUCAAAAGGAUUAAAAACUUUGCAUCAGUUAGACCUUUCUGUUACUUUUCUUAGGUUGUUUAACUAAUGCCUGUUAAUUUUGGACAGUAUUUUAUAGUUAGACAAUUUGGAAAAUACUCCAAAGAAAUGUGAAAGGACGUCUUUUCUGCAGCACUUAAAAAUUUCAAGCAUGCAAAUGCUGCAAAGUUUAAAACUUGAUAAACCAUUUUGAAGUUUGCUGUUCAGAUUUAGUCUUCUACCUUGUUUUGUUAUGCAUAUUUAUUACAAUUAUCUUUGUGAAAUAUUGAAAAUUAUAUACUAUAGCAUAGCAUUUGUUCUUGUAUGUAAUUUACAAAAUGUUUCCUUAUGCAGCAAAUAAACUAUUUCAAUUUUUU
Chrysemys picta bellii (western painted turtle) is the source of this 4567-nucleotide messenger RNA. NCBI's taxonomy places the organism in Eukaryota, Metazoa, Chordata, Testudines, Emydidae. The record is from RefSeq and is a predicted model, not a curated record.